Thelazia callipaeda (thelaziosis nematode) is the source of this 267-nucleotide messenger RNA. The record is from the annotation of a GenBank genome assembly. NCBI's taxonomy places the organism in Eukaryota, Metazoa, Nematoda, Chromadorea, Rhabditida, Thelaziidae.
AUGCAGCAGUCAGGGGAUGAAAGUUUAAUACCUAAGCACUCCCAAGGGCGAACAAUUGUCGCAAAGCGAUUGGGUUGUGAGAAUAAGCCUCGUGCACGUUCAGACACGGAUAGCACAUCGCAGACUCAUUCAGCUGCAUCCGGUUUUGAAGAUUGGAAUUUUGUCAGUAAUUCAAUAAAUCGAGCUCAGAAAGAGAAGAAUUUGGACGUGUUAGAAUUAGAAUUUCGGGCUCGUGCAAUUCAAGCGCUCAUCAAAAGAAAUGAAUGA